This is a messenger RNA of Pyrus x bretschneideri (Chinese white pear), 1099 nucleotides long. RefSeq lists its product as uncharacterized. NCBI's taxonomy places the organism in Eukaryota, Viridiplantae, Streptophyta, Magnoliopsida, Rosales, Rosaceae. The coding region runs from base 175 to 951 and encodes 258 amino acids. The record is from RefSeq and is a predicted model, not a curated record. The transcript is spliced from 2 exons.
AGCCCAUGCUAAAUUUCAAAUCUGGAGUCUUGACUUCCAUUCACACGGCUUAAGAGAUUCUUCAUUGUCGUUGAAGCUUCUUCAUUUCAGAGCUUUUCUAAUUCCAUCUCCAUUCACCAUACAAAUCCGAAAUUAGGGUUUUUCUUUUCUCCCCAAAAGUACCUUAAUAAUCCCAUGGAUUUCCAGAAGAAGAGAAUCCAUUUACUGCUCUUCAUAGUUGGCAUCAUCGUCCUCAGUAUCACAGCUGAAAAAUGUCGGCAACUGCUUGGGGAAGAGCGUGCAUCUCAGAGUGGGAAGUUUACAUUCUUGAACUGCUUUGAUAUGAGUUCCGGAACACUAGCUUGUUCUGUGAAAGAGGGAGUGAAGCUGUAUGUUAACAACAUCAGAGCUGCUCAUGUUGAGAUGGUAAGGCAUAAAGCGAUUGAAAGUGAAUUGUCUGAUGCAUUGUCACAGGGGAUAUCUGCUAAAGAUGCAGCCAAACAAGCACAGGAAGCAGGAGCAAAGGCAGCGAAGCUGGCAACUCGGCAAGCCAAGCGGAUAAUAGGUCCUAUCAUCUCGUCCGGAUGGGACUUCUUUGAAGCCAUAUACUAUGGUGGUACAAUUACAGAAGGGACCAUCAGGGGCACGGGAACCUUGUUUGGCACCUAUGGAGGAGGCUUUGUAGGAGAGCAAAGGCUUGGGAGAUUUGGUUACCUUCUGGGAAGUCAAUUGGGCAGUUGGGCAGGAGGUAGGAUUGGAUUGAUGGUAUAUGAUGUGAUUGAUGGAGUGAACUACUUGCUCCAAUUUGGUCUACCUGAAAACAGUGAAGUUCGUGAAACUUCCGCUUAUGAAAGUUCUGAAGGUUCUGAUGACUCUAAUGUUGAUGAAGUCCCCACAUAUGAGAACCCUGAAGCUGAAGCCUAUGAAACCUAUGACAGCUCCGAAGCAUAUGAACAUUCUGAACUGAGGUGAAUGAAAUGAAUUAGGUCCAUUCCGUUCUUUUACGCGAAAUCUUAUUCUGUAGAUGUAAUAUAAGAAAAUAGGUCGGGUGACUCGUUCAUAUUUGUGUAUAACUUUACAUACGGAUGGUAUUUCCACAGAAUUGCAUGCUUCAUUCUUA